AUGGGUGUGCGUGCUGAGCCAGGGCUGUUUGCGUUGAUUACUUCUUAGACGCUGCUUCAGACAAACCUCUGGACACUCAGCUCUGGCUCCUGGAAUCAGCUGAAUUUCCUCCUGGACAGGCCCAAGAACGACCAUGCCAUUGGCUGAAGAUUUGUUUGAAAUGUCAUAGAUUUUAGAAAAUGAUGUUUCAACACUUCAGAGCACGGGGAGUCUGCGACAGUUUACCCAGAACAGCCAUUGUGGACUGAGAGGAUGAAAUCGGUCGCCUUGGUAAGUUUGAAUUUGUUAUUAACUGAGAAAACGUGUAUUCAGCCUUCAUAUUCAAAACCUUACAGACUGAAAAGUGUGUGCACACACUGGCAACACUGGAAAGGUUCAUCUAACUUGAGAGUGAUGUUACUGCGGCCAAAAGCCUAUCAUUAUGUAGUUUCAGUCUGGUGCUGAGAUGGCUUUUUGGACAGUUUGACUGCAGUGGAUGAUACUCUGCGCAACUUUAACAAACUGCAGAUAGAAACUCAGAAGUGAAAGUUUCAAGACAGUUGACUUGACCUGAAGGGGCUACGCAGAAGUGAAAAAGGACAGCCAGGUAAGUGGCCUUUUUUGAGUUGUUACACCACCAUAGCAUAUCUUUUUUUUUCCAUUUAUUCCUUGAGUGACAUUGCAAAAUGUACAUACUGAAAGCAGUUUCCUAAAAGAUACAAGCACUGAUAUAUUCAAACGUUUUACAAAAGCAGUAUGUAUAGUGCAUCUGCCUCAAAUAUGGGCUUCUCUUUGAGUUAAUUCUAAGAGGCUGUGUCUGUGUAAUCUCAUAAAGAUUGAUGCCGGCUGCCUGCCACACAACACGUCAGGAUGCAGUUGAUUAAAAGUCAUCAUGCUCAUAAACAAAAACAUGAUUGAAAUGUCCCCAAGGCAACCCCAUUCUUUUGAUUUCAUGCUGUAACAUGAACCUCCUUGUUGCUGUCGUCUUUUUUUUGUUGACAGAGAUCUAAAUAAAGAGGUGGAUAACCAUAAUCAACCAUCAAGAUCAUACGCAGUUAGUCAUCAUUAUAAAAGAGAUAAAAGCUUCAGCAAAAGAUAGAUUUUAUGCAUUCAUUAUACAUUCUGUCUUCUAAAUCUCAGAGCUGUAUAACAACACUUGCAUCGAAUUUUUGCCUCACAGACCUUCAUGUUGGGCAUGAAGUGAAAUUUAGAGUUGAUUCUGCUCUUUGUCAUGUUUUAAAGUGUCUUUAUGACAUUCACACUUUUAUUCCUGCUGCCUAUCUACCUGACUUUAGCAUUUAAUUCAAUAUUACCUGAUACUCAGACACUUGGCAUGCUUUGGCAACCUGCCGCCCUCUGGCAUCAUUACUAAAGCCAUAAUUUAGGGACCUAUUCACCCAGCUUUGGAAGCCGCAGAGUUUGGGGAAAAUAUCUGUUGAAAAUGAAAAGACCUUUGCACGCUAUUCAACACAGACACGUUUGGACAGAGUUAAAAGAGCCGACAAAAGAAGCCCACUGCUGCUGUGACUCUGCCUUAUGAUUAUGGUGACAUGACAACCUGCGGUGAACCUGAUAUUCAAGGUUACUGAGGGAUUACUGAAGCCAGGAACAUCUUGUUUUGUUGUGUAACACCCUAUGAAUGCAGGAAAUGUAUUACUGGCUUCUGCCCAGAGUCACAGGAAUAUACUUUACCACUUUGACCUUGCCUGGUAUUUUUGUGAUUGAUUGACAGGUCUGAUCUGUAACCAUGGGAACGAGGAUGGAGGUGGCACAGCUUGAGAGCAGAAUGAGCUCUGAGGACUACAGAAAACUACAGGGCCUCUUCCAUGUGAGUGUUGGUUUCGCUGAAGUUUUAAAUCUCAGCACAUUUACUUUUCUUCUUUUAACCAUUUAUUUAUUAACAUUUUCUCAUAAACAGUAUACAACUUAAUGAGCAACAGUAGAACAACAAAUUUCAUCGAAACCCGGCCCCCUCCCUGAACAAACUCAAUAGGUCAACUCUUACCUACAUCCUUAAAACUAAAAGUAAUAAUAAUAAUGAUAAUAAUGAUAAUAAUGAUAAUGUGAAUAAAUAAAAUGAUAAAAUGAAAUAGUAAUGAUGAUAAUAAUUAGAAUUAUUAUUAUUGUCAUAAUGAUAACAAUAAAAACAAUAAUGCAAAUAAAUAAAAGGAUAAAAUGAAAUAAUGAUUAUAAACAUAAUUAUAAUAAUACAAAAAUGUUAUCAUUAUUAAUUAUAAUAAUCAUAAUAAUAAUAAUAUAAAAUAAAGUAUAAAUGUAAAUAAAAUGAUAAAAUAAAUAAUAUCAUCAUUUUAUACCAGAAAAUAUAAAUGAAAAUAAAUAAAAUGAAAUAAUAAUAAUAAUUUAAUAAUAAUAAAUAAAUAAAUAAACAAGUUAGUUUAAAAAUUAAAAACAUUUUAAAAAAUUAAAGCAAAAUCAUGCAGCAAAGUUCAAGACAUUGACAAUGGAAAAGCACAGCUACUCCUGCAGAUGUGCCACAAUUAACAACCAUCACCACACCAUUGACAGUAUUUAUCUAGUUAUCUGUGAGAAGUUAUCCAGAUACAUUUUAAAGUCAUUCCAGCAUUUGUCAGAAAGAUGGGGUUUCUUUUUCAUAAUGAAUUUAAUUUUUUCAGAAGUCAUGUAAGAUGCAACUUCCUUAAGCCACAUUGAGGCAGUCGGUGGGUUUUCACUUUUCCACAGUAUAGCGAUGCAUUUGCAUAUUUACUUUUCAUCAGAAACACUUGGAACUGAGUUAUACAUGUUUAUCAGGAAAGGUAAAUAUAGUAUCUCUAGGACUGAUGAGAAAUCUGCAGUCAGUUUUUCCCAUUGAUCUCCGCACAGGAUCCCUCGGGUGCACCUCGCUCCCUGUCCAGAGCUGAAUUCAUCAAUCAGGCUUGGUCAUCAGUCGGCUGUGGCUCCAAGGAGGAAUAUGGCCUCCUGUUUGACAGUGUGGUCAUCACUCAGGAGCAUUGUGGCCUCCUUCUGGAUAUUGACACAUUGAAGGAAGAGGGAUGCAUCGACUGGGCAGGACUGUGCAGUUUCCUGCUCCUGGAGCUUUCUGAUAAAAUGAAGAACAGUAGAACCAGCAGUGUGCCCUGCUGGAUGCCACCGCGUACACUGACUUGUCCUCAUCGAGAUCCCAUUCAGAAGGUAAAAGUGUCACUGCACUCUUAGACAGUAAAUAAAAGAAGAGUCAGUAACCGAGGUUCAAACAUCUUCCCUAUUUAAAACCCAUGAUCUAUUGUAGAAAAUUAACCGAAAAUCAUUUUGACAUUGACUGACUGUCUGGAGAAUCCAGGACUCUGCUGACUUGCUGGAAUUUCACAUUAUUAAACACUAUGUGAGGAAAAGUCUGAAAGUAUUAGGGUCUUGCUCAUCAAAAUGGCCCACCUCUUUUCGAGAUAAAUGGCUCUGAACUCCUUUAAGUUUAACAUCUAUCAAUUAAAAUGUAAAUGAAGCGGGCCCUGCAAAGUGCCCGCCGCCGUGGAUAAAGUGAUGGCUCACCACUUCAGUCUUUCAAUCCUGAGAAUGUCAAAAUGUCAGAAUGUUGUGUAAGUUGUUUUCCAAACGGCCAAAGAGUCUUGACCUAUUUAGCUAAUGGAAAAUUUGAAUUUCCCCUCCAGAGAUCAAUAAAGGAUCAUCUUAACCGUACUGAGGAGGCAAAAAGUGCAAUAUUGUUAAGAAGACUAAUUUCUGACACUUACGCUGUCAGUGAAGUGUGGAGCAGUUGAAGCAGAUGAACAAAUAAGAAUAUGAGUAAAAUCACAUGCCUGGGCAUAAACACAACAUUUUCAUAUCUCAAGUCCUGAUACUUCAGUUUUUCAUUCAGUUUAGUUGAGAAAAAGAGAACGCUCAAGAAAAUCAAACUCACCACUGACAACAACCUGCAAGGGCUACUUCUCUUGCAACAGGUGGCAAGAUUUUGAGAGAAAUCUGUCUAUGGUUUACACUGGACUCCCAUAUAGUCGGGUUUUCAUCAAAAUGAUCAUUCACCGUGAGAAGGACUGAGAAGAAAACCCGCUUCAUACGGUUCAAAAUGAACCUUGUCUGAUGUGAGGGACCCUUUCGAUGUAUAGAAAACACAUUUCACCUAUUUAACAUUAGAUUCUGACUGACAUUUACUGUAAAACAGGUAUAUGGUAAACAUAAUUAUAGCCACCUCUGUUUCUCAUAGCAGACAUCAAAGAAGCCCUGGGUGUCAGUAACCACGUUUACAUGGGCAAAGUUUCUUGAUCCGAUUAAAAAUGUGAGGGAUCGGAUAUUCUGAAUCCACUGUUUAUAUGGGUUUCAAAAUCAAAUAAUCCAAUCAUGACAUGCGUAUACAUGCACAAAGCUUUAUUCAGAUUUGAAGCAUAUGAACAUGUGCAGAGUUGUCUAAUUUUGCUAAAACAACCGCAUAAGAAGAGUUGUAUUUACGCUUGUGCUGUCAACAAACCAAAAAACAUGGUAGUGGCUCACUCCAUCCAAUUCAAGAGUUUUCCCCGUGUUAAAUGUUGUCACUAGAUGGCGCCCUUGCUUACUUAUUUUACUGUUCUGUCAAAGGUUGCACUGUGCAUGAAGAUGUGACAUCACUACGCUGUAUGUACGCCUUGUUAUGUUAUCAGAGGAGCAGACACGGCACCUACAAUUGUGUUUUAUGCCAGAGUGUUAAUAAUGAAACCUCCUGUACUGACCUUGAUAAAUAAACCAAAGACUAAAGAGUGAAGAUCGAGUCAGGUAAGAGAAUAACGAUCAUUAUAAGUAUUUACAUGGAUGUCUUACAGAAUAACGAUCGGCAUAAACCACCACUUUUGAUCGGAAUACAGUUUAUUUCCGAUUGAGCCGAAUUGGAUCAGAAUCUUUCGAUUGACAUGUUUACAUGACGCAUUUUUAUUCCGAUUAUUUGUGCCCGUGUAAAUGUACCUACUGCUCAUCCUUACACCAGCCUGCUGUUGGAUCUAUUUAAAUCAGGUUGCUUCAGUCCAGUCUACUUUAUGGUCAUCAUUAUUUAAGUCUUCAAAUCCAGACUCAAAACCCACCUGUUCAGAUUAGCACACUCCUUAUAAUUUACCUCGUCAUGUUCUUGUUUGUUUUAUUUAUACAUACAUAUAUCUACUUUUUUCCCCUAUUUUGUUUUGUUUUUUUCUCUAUUGAUUUUAUCCUGUUGUUUUUAUUCUGUAAAGUGUCCUUGAGUGUCCACAAAGGUGCUUAUAAACAAAAUGUAUUAUUAUUAAUGGUUAUUUUUGAAGAAGUAACUUAAUUCUCUGCAGAUGUGCUUGAAGUUGCCUCUGUUCAGCAGUACCUGUUCAUACAAAGGAGUUAUCAUGCCAGGUAUUUGGGCACACAGAGAGCUGCAUGGGGAGCUGUGCAAUAGGCUGUUUUUCACUUGGACACAGAGUGCUGCGCUCCUUGGCAGAGCUGAAGGUAGCCACCAAGAGAGAAGCCUCAAGUCAGCUGACUGGUUUAAGUUUCAGGACUUACAUACACACCCAUUUUGUAGUUUAGCCAAUAAAAUGGCAUCAUCCAUUAAUUCUUUAUGUUUUAUUGGCUUGUGCAAAAAGGAAUCUACCACACACUUAUUUUGAUUCGACAAGAAGAAGAUUUAAGGUGGAGGUCAAGCUUAAUUUAGCUAAGCAAGUGUAAUUUUAUGACUAAAGAUCAGCAAGAAAGCAGAGGAAGUACUUUAUUCUGAGAUAUUUUAAAUUGUAGCCUCCAUUUUACUAAUUAACUCCACAUUAAAAUGUUAAAACUGCAUCGCCAAAAGCUGUAAAGCUGUCAGUUUAACAAAGUGUGAACUCUGCAGACCAACGAGUUUGCUACUUUGCACAGGGCUUACAUUUGUCUGGGUUUAAUGUCAGUUUUUAAUGUCCUCUGAUCUCUGCAGGUGUUACACUCACAAAGUUCAGGUCAGUAUCUGACCGUGAGUAAAGGAGGAACUGUGGGGCAGUGGGGCGUAGACGACAUGUCCCUUUUGCAGACAUAUCGACUGCAAAACUGCACAGUCACACCCAAGGAUCUCUGGGUCACUGAUGUGGUCUUACUUCACAACCUAAACAAGGUGAAUGGUGCUGACAGAUAAAUUGAUUGGUCCUCUUGUCAUGAACCUUGUAUAAUGCUAAAACUGAUAGAUGUGAUAAGAAGCUUCAGUAUCGUGAAGAACGGCCUUUUGUCUAUUAAAUUAAACAUUGAUCUCUAAUUUGCUCAUCGGCAUUACAGACAUUCGACUGUUACUGAUGAGAUAACUUACGAGUCAAAUAAAACCAUUAGUUGAGAAAUUAAUCAUUCAAAAAAAAAAUCUGAGUUGAUAAAAAUGUAAUUAAACAGUCAGGGCUGUUUGCUGUCCGUACAGUGUGUGUCUCUAUUUCUAAUAAUGUCUCUCUUUCUGUCGUCUUCUCAGAUAGCUGUGUCUUUUACAAGUAAGGAGGUGUGUUUUUAUGACAUUCUGUCUGAACAGAACUUCAGCUGCAAGUAUAAACUCCAGGUAAUUAUUAUUGUCUGCUAAAAUACCAUAUGAUGAGUUUUUAGUCGGUUGAGAAAUACUGAAAUUAACUUUAAUAAGAACAAUUUAUAGACUCACAAGUAGGGGAGACCAGGGCUUGUUGUCACAUGGGUAAGUUGUCACAUUGCAAUUAUCUCUGCCACCAGAGGGCGCGACUAAAAAGUGGAAUACUAGUUUUCUUCCUUUACAUGGUCAGGGGUCGUGUCCUGUCUGAGAAGAGAAGAGCGCCAACUAACCAUUUUGCACAACUCAAAGUAAAAACUAAAUUAACUUUAUAUAUUUUAAAAUAAGCUUCUUCCAGAUAAAAAUCCUAGCAGUGAUACAUGUGGACUUGUUAGAGGAGAGAUUAAGGCAUCCUGUCAUACCUCAGUCAUUGUUCUGUUUUAAGAUAACUUUAAGCUAGAGCUAGAAUUAGCAAACAUGGUAGUUUGAGGCAACAUGUGUCAGUCAUUUUGGGAUUACUUGUCACAUGUUUAAAAGGGAUUAAAAUUGAUACAGAGAGUCUGCUUAUCAGCAGCUGUCAUAAUGAAAUUUUGACUUUGUUUUUACAGAAAAUAAGAGUGGGAAGAAAGGGAAGAAAGCGUGAAGACAUGGUCAGGAAUUACAAAAGAAAAACAGAACGUGGCAGUGCAGUGCCUGACGUGAUUUCUUGAACAAUGAUAAUGAUAAAAAUGUUAUAUAACAGAACCUGUAAACACUUAUAAAGUGGCCCAAAUCUGUGACAAAACCACAGAUACAGAACCUUACUAUUUAUACACCUGUCUGUCUGAUUGUGACUUUUGUAUGAAGCAACUGGCGAGAGGGGGGACUAAGUGAGUACCUUUUCUCAGGCAUUAUAUAAGGCAUUAGUAGAUGAAUUCUUCUACUAUGUAUUCACCACACUUUAUUAUUUAGAAUGAUAGCUUUAGUAUAAAAUAAAAAUAUCCUUAAUAUAUCAUGAUAGAAGAUCUAGUUGGACACUUUUCUGUUAGUUCUCUUUCAAGGGUGCUUGGAUAAAAUUAAGAGCAGCUGCAACACCCUUAAAAGGAUCUACAACUCCAUCUAGUCAAUUAAAAGUUUAUAUACAGUACCUGUAAAAGUUUUGACAGACAUGAAAUAUACCACUGUUGACUUCAUUUUUUUAAUCCUCUCAAGGGUUUGAAGUUCACUCCCUGGUGUCUAGACUUCUGGAUGGAUCCCUCUCAGCCUGACCAGGCUGUCCUCACCAUAGGUGACAUCGGUGGGCAGGUAAAAAACAAGGGUAGAGAAAAGCAAAAGAAUAGUGAAGAGAAGUGGAAGGUAGGCAGAAAAAUUUCAGUGUGUUCAUCAGUCCUUUUCUCCCUUGUGUAUGUGUGUGUGUGUGUGUGUGUGUGUGUGUGUGUGUGUGUGUGUGUGUGUGUGUGUGUGUGUGUGUGUGUGUGUGUAUGUGUGUGUGUGUUUUGUCCCAGGUCAGUGGUCUCUACUUUACUUCAGCUCAGAUCUCUCUGUUCGAGACUCUUGGUCUGAGGAAAGACUCUGAUUCUGCUGACAUCAUCCUGUGGGAAGAGCUGGUCAGAGGAAAACAUCACACCUGUUACACUCUGACACACCAAGCACACAUGCCUGCCUGGGUUAGGAAAGGUAGAAAACAAACAAAAGCUGUAUUUUCUGUGCCUUUUUCACACCCAGACUGAGACCUUAGUUAUAGCCUCUCUUUCGUGAAUUCGUCUCUUCUCUUUCUUCAAAAUGACUUUUUCAUAUCCUGCAUAAAUGAAGAGGUCAGCAAAACAAGCUUAACAAGAUGUGAUGGCUGUUGUUUGAAAUUAAGGAAAUCUCACAAUGGCCGAUGGGAUCCAAAUACCGGACAGAACAAAAGCAAGGGUACAGAGCCGGUAGCUCAACGGAUGACAAAAAGAGAACCAAGAACUCUGUAGGUGUCAGGGAUACCUGAUGCACACUUUCACCUUGACAGCCAGGAUGAGAGGCACUGUCUGUGCCUGCUCGCUCGCUCGCUCGCUCUCUUUUUCACUUUAAUAACGGCUUAUGCAACACCAUGGAAAUGCUUGGGUGUGUCUGUGUCGCUGAUGCAUGUACACUCUCUCACUCCCACACACACACACAGACACAUACACACACCUAUAUAUAUAGUCCUGAGUCAUCCACUUUAUAGUCUUGCACAGCCAGACUUUGGACUAUUGGCAUAAAGUCACAGGCUGACGGUUUGGCCUCCUGAGACUCCCUACUUGAGCUCAAUCUGGGUAACAAAGAGGUUGCUUAGUUGUAUCUCGAUUGCAUCAUUGGCACAGAGCUUCUCUGAAGACUCAUUGAGCUGUUUGAUAAUGAUUCAGUGGAGGCAGUGCUCUGAGACUGAGAGGGGAGAUCCUGAUAAAGGAGGAAAACAAGAAUAAAGUACUCCUAAAUAAGCACAGCGAAUGGGGGAAACAAAGGGAAUAAAAAAAAGAAGAGGAAACAGAGGAGACAAUACUGAAACAUUAAAAAGAGCUGUUUAAUUGAAUUUUACAGGCUGUAUUUGCACGUGCACACUGAACUACACAACAUGAUGCACUGUGUCUGUGUGUGAGAAGGGAAAGCAGCGAGUGUCUCCCCGCAUACGUGUGUUGGCAUACCUCUGGGGUGCUGGUGCUGUUCUUUUGAAGUUGCCCACCCUGCAGUAUGAGUGGGCUGUGUAUCAUUAGACAUGGCUGGUUAUCCAGACCUCCUAAACCUAAAGGCUCACAGACCACAGGAGAGGGAGGGAGGGGAGGGUUAGGAAAGAGAGAGACAGGAGAUGGGUUGCAAUGGGGAGGGAGAUUGAGAGGAAAUUAGGAGGAAAUUGGGAUGGACACACACUUGUUAGUCACAGACAGGGAGAGAGAGGAAGUGUGCCAGCUAGAAAGAAACGCAUAAACACAUCCACGUAAUGUUUUGAUGAAAGAAAUGCAAACAGACAUUAAGGAUAAACGUCAGGGUGGAGGUAAAGUCUACGAAAAUGUUUGCGAAACAAAAGAUAUUAGCUUUGAUGUUAGAUUUACAGUCUUUGUAUUCUGAACACACAACUGUAAGCCUAAAGCAGAUGUUGUGUGUCUGAGUGUGCAUCACAAAUAGUUUGAUUUGUGAUUUGUAUGUGUCAGUGAAAGGGAGCAGGCCUCAUUAACCAAUGAUGAGUCAUGCAAUGCUGUCUAAAAAAAUCCACCGAUCUUUUAAUUCACAAGACUGAGCAAAGAUGCGGUGUGUAAAACGCAAUCAGGCGUAAUUAUUUGCCCCUGCUUUGCGGCCGAUCUUUGACCUAUGACUGUCACAUGCCAUCUCACAUCCCGCUCUUAUUUGUGCAGUGUGUGAAAGCUAAGCAGCCCCUAAUAGAGACUUUUGACAUUCAAUUUGGCUGUUACCAAUCAAUGUGAUAAUUGAGAUAGAUACUGAUGCAACAUCUAUUACAUUUUCUGUAAUACCAAUGAGCAAAUCAAACCAGCUUUUAUUCUAUGCUGUGUUGAGCGCCUGUGGGUUCUUUGGAUUACUUUAAAGAAGGAUUUCGGUCAGUGCACAUUACAAACUGAGAGUGGAUGUCCUUCAGAGUUCUGGUAAUGAUAGAUUUGGCUUCACUAGGGAGAUAUAUUUUAUCUAAAGAAAUAAAAUUAUAAGUGUUUCAUCAUGAAAAUGUGUUGCAACAUUUUCUUGGUUUGAAUUUGUUGAAUUUGAUGUACUUCAUUCACACUGUUUAUUCUCCUUUUUGUGUUACUUUCCCUGCACCACACCAUAGGGGGGGUUUCCAUUAAUCGACACUAGGAUGAGUCUGUAUGUAAAAGCAAUAAAAUGAUUCAAGCCCAUUCAUCUCUGCCAUAGACUGUAUACAGAAUGGACGCAGUCUGCCUUCUUGCUGUGUGAAGCCACCACGAGAACAGCACCCUCUGGUGACGGGCUGCAGUAUAGGUCAUAAAUCACACUGUGUUUUAUUUUAUCCAUUGUUUUAAUUGUUUCUUGAUUGUUUUUUAUCUUGUUGUUUUUGUCCUGUUAUGUACAGCACUUUGUACAGCUGUGGUUGUUUUAAAGUGCUCUACAAAUAAAGUUGAGUUGAGUUGAGUUGAGAUAAAUCCCGCUUCCUCCAACAAUCUUUAUGGAGCUGUGGACAAAGUUUAGAAAUUUAUUACACAGAAUAUAAUUUUCCAUAGGGAUUGCUGGAGGAGGCGGGAUUAAUGACCUAUACUGCAGCCUGUCACCAGAGGGUGCUGUUCUCGCAGUGGCUUCACCCAGCUAGGAGGAGGACAGCGUCGAUCCUAUAUACAGUCUAUGAUCCAAAACUGCUGCUUCUCUGUUACUUCACAUACUUCCCACUGAGCUAUGGUAGCCUAAAAUGGUCAAAAUAUACAAACUCAAAAUCACAAAAAAAUCAAAUUUAGCAGCCUCUAGAAAAUAUUUGUUAGACCAUUUCAAUUAAAAAAGAUAAAGUUUCUCAUUUCUUAUUCUGCAAAUUCUCAUCAAGAAUUUCAUCAACUUUAUCACAAGCAGACUGGCUCCUUUCCACUGUCACACACUCCUGUCUACACUUUUGCAAUGAAACUAACUGCAGUAUCUCUUACCCUUAACUUGUUUUUACUUUGGUUUUCCUUGCAGUUUGUUACCUGGGCUCCCUGGAAGCUUUUGUGUCAUGCAGCACAAGACCACAGACUAGCAUGGUGAUUGGCUGGAGGGAAAAGGAAAGCAGCAGUCUCCGAGUUACUUCUUUCUCUACAAAGAGGGGUGUGUGGGACAUGGACCACCACAGAGGACUCAAUCUUAUAGGUGAGAUUUAAUAUUUUCCCAGAUUUAUCACACUGACUGGGGAUAUGAGAGUGUUUGUUCUCACCCUCAUUCAGUUUUUUUCUUUUUUUAAAGUGUGAAUGGAUUUUCAGAGCAUAAUUUCAACUGAAUCAAACAGCAAAAUAUCUUUUUCUAUUCAUGACAAAAAUCUUCAAAACGAUCAACUUCCCUUUAUUAAAACAGAAUUGGUUGUAAGGUGAAACAGUUUCUUGUUACUACUAUUGGUUGGCAUCUCUACUAACACAGGACUUGAAUGAUUGUAGCCACUGCAGGAGUGGAUCAUAUGGUCUUGCUGUGGAACCCUUUUGUGGCCUCUGAGCCAGUUUGUGCACUCAGUGGGCACGCAAGUUCUGUCACUGCAGUCUGCUUUAUGCAGACAAAGCAACAACUGCUCAGCUACUCCAAGGAUAAGGUAGGAGUGUAAGAGACCGUGUGUAAAGAUCAGUGACAAAAAGACCAUUGUAGUUUUUCCCCAUUUAUGACCAUCUGCAAUCCCUUGCAUGUCCCUCUUGAUGUUGUUUCUCCUGCUGCUCCUCCUCCUCACCCUUUUGCAGCUCUUUGCAUGUUUGCCCUCUCUUUUGCUUUUCUGAAGAUGAUGAAUAUUUUAAGAUGUGAUUUAUGUUCUAUCUGCCUUCUGCUCAAACACCAUCUGCCAUUGCAGCUCUGAAAGCUUUACCCUAAUUCCCCCUGCAAACUCAACAGUCAUCAGGUUUGCACCCAUAGCUCCAUCACAGUCAUUAAGUAUUGUGGUAUUUAUUAUCUUUGUGUUGCUCCCACCCCUGUUUACAUCUGCUCUCACCUUCUCCAGGUCCUGUGUCUAUGGGAUGUUUCGAGUCAGCUGUGUGUUCACCGUCUGGUCGGUGUUUUUCCAAAGACUCAGGAGGACACGCGCACCACGCUGUUUCUCCAUGAAGAGAGACAACUCCUUCUGCUAUCCUUUAACAGUCAGCUUCUCCUGCUGGAGACAGUGAAGGAGGACAGGAAGACCAGCAGCCAUGAACACCCUGUUACCUGUGUGCUCUAUAAUAGUCUGUUCAGACAGGUAUGUAGGGCGAAAGGCUCACUUUGAUUUCAAUAUGCAACAUAGGCUUCUGGUGGUAAGAGUAUCAUUAAAAAUAAACAGUUCAUACAAUUUAUAUGAAUGUUUUAAGUAAUUUCUUGACUGAAGUUUGCUUAGUUGUCAUGUCAAUGAAGAGAUUCACACCGAGUUAGACACCCCGUUCGAGAGAUGAAUGUUACCGACCGCUUGCUUCUCUAGUUAUACCAACUUUAGAAACAACCACACGAUAGCAAUACGGUGAGCCACUCGCUUAACCAAAACGCCACUCUAUAGCCACAAAUAAUGCUCAGAACAGCACCUAACUUCAUCAACAGUACAUAUAGGGUCCUAGCCACAGAACUAGCCACCAAACAUCUUUUUAACUUUGCCUGAUUUCUUUAGCAAAGAGACUAAACACAACUCACCAGCUCUCUUCCAGCAGCUGCUUGUUUGUAGGGAGACCUCGGACGAGUCCAUCUCCGACUGCAGCGGGGUGACGCAGCUGAAGGAAGAAUAUUUAUGAUCAUUCCUCCGGGUAAAUGCAAUCACACUGACACGCUAAGGCAGAAGAACUACCGCGUCUGCAGUGCAAAGUGAUUAAUAUGAUGAUUAUAACUUCAAGGAAAUGAUAAAGUAAUGUUCAUAAAUGUUCUUCCUUGAGCUGCGUCACCCCGCUGCAGUCGAGGGACUCGCCCGGAGGUUUACGUACAAACAAACGACUGCCGGAAGAGAGACAGUGAGUUGUGUUUAGUCUCUUAGCUAAAGAAAUUAGGCAAAGCUAAAAAGAUGUUUGGUGGCUAGUGUUAUGGCUGGGACCCUAUAUAUACUGCUGAUGAAGUUAGGUGCUGUUCUGAGCAUUAUUUGUGGCUACAGAGUGGCGUUUUGGUUGAGGUUUCUUUAUGGCUACUCAGACCGCUGUGUAUUGCUAUCGUGCGGUUGUUACUGAAGUUGGUUUAAGCAAGCGGUCGGCAACAUUCAUCUCUGGAGGGGGUGUCUAUCUCGGAUUUAUGGUGUGUUUGAUCCUUAAUUAGUUUUACGCCGGUAUAUCCCUUUCAGUGAGCUAGGUUUUAUCUAUCUGGGAAUGCUGCUAUAAGAUAUGGAGGCCAAAGUCCAGUCUUGUUAAAACACUUUGGGUUUGUAUAGCCUGUUUUAACUAGAUAUGUAUCCUCAAAUUCAGAGUUCUAUUCACAAAUAACUAGUAAAUAGUCACUUAAUCAAACAUGAACACCUCUCACUUUAAAAGGUGAACACACACUCAGUAUUUUUUGGCUCUUUCUUUCAUUUCCACUUGACACCAGCAUUAGUUGAAUACUCCCUUCAGUGGCAGCUUGUCAGUAAAAUAAAGUGUAACCAAGCAUGGAGAAUGGUUUGGUUAUGUGCCGUUAUUAAAGAAAACAUCAGCCGGAGCCGCUUUUCAUGCAGCUUAAAAAUGAUCAGCAUCCUUUUGAUGAUUGACUUCUCCUCUCCGCAGGUAGUCAGCAGUGACUCUGCCUCCUCUGUGAUAUGCUGGCUGGCUGACACGGGCCGAAAGGUGAAACAGUUCCACCGUUGCCAUGGCAACUCUGAGAUCUCAACCAUGGCCCAGGAUGGCACACAGACCCGACUGUUUACUGCGGGUACUGAUGGGGAAGUCAAAGUAGGUGCACACACACUCACACACUUGUUCAGCUGUAAACCAUGACCGGUUAGACUUAUCCCCGUCGAGACAUAAACUCUGAAAUGCACUAAAUAAAACGGGAUAAUGUAAAAAUGCCAAGAGGAUAGUAAAGUAGUACAGUUGAGUCUUCUCUAGAGAUAGGCCGGUCUAUUAGAUUCCUGCCUUCAAACACAGUGGGGCUAGAUUUAUAUUUGAUGCAGGGGUAAAUGAUAACAUUAAGCAUUGAUGUAUACCACAAGACUACCACAAGAUGGCCGCGUGAGUGCAUUGGCGUGUGAACGUCUUCAAAAGUUUGUUAACAAACUUGCACAAAACCAGUGAUUUAUUGAUCGAAACGGACCCAAAGUUGUUUCAUUAGCUCUGUGAAGCUUACACCUUUGCUUUGUGGCGUGAAGUGACUUAUUUUGGGCAAAACUAUGGCGGAUCAAGAGAAGCAACUGCGAAGCCGAAGCAACAAGAAUGAGAGCGAAUGCUGUAGCGGCGGUGCUGCGGUAAUGAAAGAGCUGAAGGCGCUGAACGCGAGACUGGACCGCAUGCAGAUCGACUUGGAAAAUCAGGUCAAUUCUAGAAUUGAUAGCAUGGAAAAGCAAGUUAACUCCAGAGUGGAUAAAUUGUGUGGUUCGAUGGAGAAACUGAUGGCUGAGAAUAAGGACGCUGUGCUGAAAGAGAUUGAAAAAGCCACAAAAGACAUGCGGGCAAAUCUGGACACUGAGGUGGGAAUUCUGUGUGCAAGAAUGGAAAGAAUGGAGAAGAAAAUAUUCGACACAGAGGCUAGGAAGAAGAGUUUUGAUCCAGAGACCUCCGUGAUUGUGGUGGGGCUCCCCGAGUCUGAAGGAGAGGAUUUAAUGUCAAAAGUGAGGGAUUUAUUGCAUGACGGCCUUGGAUGUGAUAUUGUGGUCUGCCCCGUUGCUGUGGAGCGGAUGAGUGCACGAGGAAACCGACCGGGCCUUGUAAAGGUGGAGUUGAGCUCGGUGCAGGUAAAAAUUGCCGUGUUGCGCCGAAAAUCAAAGCUGAAAGACAACGAGCGUUUCAAUAAAGUCUAUAUGUCAUCUGCGAAAUCCCAUGCUGAACGACUGUUGGAACUCAACUUUAGAUCUUUGAUCCGUGAAACCGCAGUCGGGAAGGACUUCUAUCUAACGGGGAAUGGACGUUUGUUGAAGCGGACGCAGUCAUCCCGGAGUGUGGCUAGAGAAGCUGGCCUUGGCGGUGACUGAGAGUGGCUCGCCCAGCCCGACAGGUGUGUGACUGAACAGUUUUUGUUAGCCCACUGGAAUGUUAAUGGAUGGACGCUAUCAAACUCUGAACUUAGAAUACUACUACUGAAAUCCUUACGCCCCGAUUUCAUUUCUUUAAACGAAACUCAUUUAAGCAGUGAUUCACAUUCACUAGACGUCGAUGAAUUUACCUGGUUUGGACAUAAUCGUAUUGCUCACAAAAGAGCUGUUAAAUCCUCCGGUGGAGUUGGGUUCCUGGUUAAAAAUGCAGUCUUGGAUCGAUAUUCAGUUAGUACUGUUGAUAAAACAUUUGAUGGGAUUUUUUGUUUACGAUUUGAGCACCGGGAGUCACAGUAUUCUUUUGUUUUGAUUUCAUGUUACCUGUCUCCAGAAUCAUCUAAUUGGGGCCGUAAUGCUGAUCUUUAUUUCAGCCAUUUACUGGCGGUGCUAUAUACUAUUACAGAUAAGGUGGAUUUAAUCUAUAUCUGUGGUGAUUUGAAUUGUCGGAUUGGGGAGCUUAAGGACUAUGCAGAAGGAAAUGAUAUUUUGCCUCGUAUGAGUCUGGACACAGGUGUAAAUAAACAUGGUCAUAGCUUUAUUGAAUUCUUAAAGGACUCUAAUUGUUGUAUACUUAACGGCAGGUUAAAUCCUGAAAAUAACAACUUCACGUCAAUUUCUGUAAGGGGCAAAGCUGUUGUAGAUUAUAUAGUGACGCCUCAUGCUGAUAUGAAAACAUGUAUUGAAUUUAAUGUUUACACCCCCUCUGAUCUCAUUGAUAAAGUCGGUCCAGAAAGUUUAAAUUUGAUUGGUGACCAUAGUAGACUCCCGGAUCACUCGGUUCUUUGUCUUCGUUUUCAAGUGGGAGAGGUAUUUAAUUACCAGAAUAAUGCAGAUCGUUUACAGUAUGUAAAAAGGAGAAGCAAUAAUUAUCCUGAUAAUUUCCUCUCCUCGGAAAUAUGUCGCAGGGCUAUACUAGAGGUAGUAGACCAACUACAGAUAGCACAGGAAAAUCAAGAAAGGGUGGAUCAGUGUUACACCAAUCUCUGUAACUUUUUACAUGCUGAAAUGGAGAAAUACUGUCCUGUACAAAAAAUGGGUUCUACAAAGAAAUAUUACAGAGCUAAACAACCAUAUUGGAAUAACGAAUUAAACGAGGAGUGGUUAAAGUUACGUUCUGCAGAGAGAACAUUCCUUAAAUGUAGUAACAGGGAUCCCGGGAAGAGGAGGGUCCUGCAUAGUGAAUUCAAGCAAUGCCAAGUUAAUUUUGACAGAAAACUCAGGUUUGUUAAGAGGAAGUUUAGAAGAGGUCAAGCUCUUAAGUUCGAACAGCUACAAACCGGUAACCCACAGCAAUUUUGGAGAGAAAUGAUAAGUUAGGUCCAAAAAAGAAAUCAUUAAUACCCUGGGAGGUUUUAUUGGAAAAUAGUGAAUCUUCUUUCGAGUCGGAGCAAAUAUUGAAAAAAUGGGAAAAAGACUUCAGUAACUUGUUCAAUCAUAGUAGCUCCUCUUCAUUUGAUGAUGAUUUUUUAGGGGAAAUCUGUAAAAUAAAGUUUGAGUUGGAAAGUGGGAUGAAUACUAUUUAUCAUCAAAAUGAUAUGCUGAACAGUGAAAUCACAGUAGAUGAGGUACUUAAAUCGCUUAAUAAAGCUAAAGAAAAUAAAGCCAUUGGCAUUGAAGAGCUCCCUAACGAGGUCCUUAAAAGUCCUAACUUAUCUAAUGUACUACAUUGCCUGUGUUACAUAUGUUUUCACAAUGGUAUUAUCACAUCAAUAUGGAAUAGAUCAAUUAUCAAACCCAUCCCAAAAUCUAAGAAAGAUGACCCUAGAGUCCCUUUAAAUUAUAGAGGCAUUAGUUUGAUUAGUACAGUCUACAAAAUAUACUCAGGAGUUCUUAAUAACAGACUGAAUGUUUUUCUGGAGUCUCAUGGAGGGUUGGUAGAUGAACAGAAUGGCUUCAGGAAAAAUAGAGCCUGCAUUGAUCAUAUUUAUGUAUUAUCUUCUGUGGUGAGAGCUCGUUUGAAGGAGGGUAAAAGUACUUUUGCCUGCUUUGUUGAUUUCAAAAAGGCAUUUGAUUGUGUUAACCGAGAUCUCCUAUUGUUUAAACUACUUUCUUCAGGAAUUAAUGGAAAAUUUUAUCAUGCUAUAAAAGCUCUCUAUAGAGACCCUAUUGCUUGUGUACAAAUAAAUAAUCUAAGAACAGACUGGUUCCCAACACCUUUUGGGGUGAAGCAGGGAGACUUACUCUCCCCGUCUCUAUUCGCUCUUUAUAUAAAUGACCUAGUUCAAGACAUUAAGCGGGUUAAUGCUGGUGUUCCUAUAGAGGAUAUUAAUUUAAGUAUUCUGCUCUAUGCAGAUGACAUUGUUUUGAUUGCAGAAAAUGAAAAUAAUCUGCAAAUUAUGCUUAAUAUUAUGAGUUCUUGGUGCAAUAAAUGGCGCCUUGCUAUUAAUAGUGAAAAAACACAAGUAGUUCAUUUUAGGAAGAAAAGUUUAUUGCAGAGUAAUUUUAAAUUUCAGUUUGGCUCGGCAUCUUUAGAGUAUACUUGCCAUUAUAAAUAUCUUGGUUUUGUUUUUGAUGAAAAUAUGAAGUUUUCGGAGGGAAGGAAAAUACUGGCAGAGUCCGCAGGAAGAGCGUUAGGCUCAGUGUUAAGUAAAAUGAAAUCUUGUACGGACCUUGGUUUUUCUACAUUUACACAGCUUUAUAAAUCUUUGGUUGACCCGGUUUUGUUAUAUGCUGCAGGGAUUUGGGGUUUUGAGGAGGUCGCUGAUUGUAAUUCUGUUCAGAAUCGUGCUUUGAGAUGUUUUCUUGGUGUCCAUAAAUAUGCAGCAAAGGCAGCAAUUGAAGGGGAUGUAGGAUGGGACCCUUGUAUUGUAAAUCAACAUUGUGAAAUGGUGCGACUGUGGAAUCGUCUGGUCAGUCUGCCAGAGGAAAGGCUAACUAGAAAAAUUUUUAACUGGGACAGAGCAAAUCAUCACCCCUGGUCUAGUGAGAUUUCAAUGAUCCUGUUUGCCUCUGACAUGCACGUAAUGUUUAGAAAUAAUCUGCAAUGUAAUAUAAAUUCUGUUAAACAAAAUAUGUUUGAGAAGCACGAAGACCAAUGGAAACAGGAUAUAUGGAAGAAACCAAAGCUCAGAAAUUAUGUUCAGUUCAAGAAGAAUUAUUUUACAGAACCUUAUAUUUUCCUUAAUUUAAAGAGAAGACAGAGAUCUCUCUGUGCUCAGUUGAGAACAGGUACCUUACCUCUGGCAGUAGAAGUGGGACGAUUUAAAGGCUUACCGGAAGAAGCACGUUUGUGUGAAUUCUGUGAUUUACAGGUGGUUGAGGAUGAAUUUCAUUUUCUUUUCAAUUGUCCCCUAUAUGUUGACUUAAGGACUGUCAUUUUUGAAUCAAUUCAGUUUAAAAAUCCUGAUUUAUUUUGGAAGAGUGAAGGUGAGAUUUUGGGUUGGUUGUUUGAAAAAGAUGUUUUUGUUUUGGCAAAAUUUGUUAAAAAGGCUUGGCAUAUGCGGCAAAGUAUUUUGUACCCUGUAGGAUGAACUUUUUUUUGUUUCUCUUUCAUUAUCCUCACUGUUUGUGUUAUAAUUCUUAAUGGAUUUUUGAUGUUAUUGUUGUUGUAUAUUAUGUUGCGUGGCUGUCUUGGAUACAUUGUGUUUUGAGUUUGUUGAACAGUGUCUAAUAAGCCCAUGGGGCUGGGCACCAAUUUUGGUGUAUGACACUUAAAUAAAAUUAUCAAAUCAAAAAUCAAAACCACAGCUACCCUAGAUCACUUGGUAUGGGUAACACUUGAACAAAAAUUGGGACGUUUCAUGUGAAUAGGCUUUUUUUUACAUUUCUUCUCCCUGUAUUUUCAUUCAUUUAUUUAUUUAUUUUCGAUUUUCAUCAGUCAUCUUGCUGGAAUGGACUGUCAUAAGGUCCAAGGCUAUGGCAAAUAUUUCACUGUAGCAAAAACUUUGACUUGUUCACUCACUGAAUGGGAAAAUAAUUUGUUGAAGAGCAGUGAUCACAGUAAGCAGAGGGAUAGUUUAGACUAUUUUUUGUGGUUUGAGAUACAAAAAAGGAAAUGAUUUUUAUCUUCAUAGCUUUUUUCGGUGUCAAUGGAAACUUGUGAAAACACAAUCUGAAAUAUUUUUGAGGUAUGCAUCAUUUAAAUGUCAUUUAUGGCUUUAGCUAUGGCACUUUGGGCAUGGGCUACAUUGACAUCUCUUAAAUACAUUCCCAGAGCUGCCAAGCAUCACGCCCCGAAUGUGACAGUCACGCAAUUUGACUCAGGCCACUUUUAGAUGGAAACGGUCUCCAUAGAAAGCGGAAAAGGGCCGUUUCGUUUUCAGUUUUUAUGCUGUGUUUACACAAAAACGCAAUGUGGUUGAAAACGCUGUAAUGUGCAUGCCAGGUCGCUAGGUGGCGCGUGUCGGUGUGACCACGCUCCCAUAUAGAUAUACGUAGAGCAACUUCCAUUCUACAUUAAUUAUUUAGUGUAAAUAAUUCAGACGCCUCCUCUGCUGAGCAGUAUGAUCCGUGAGGAAUCUGUACAGGUCAAAAUUGAGCUCUUGCCCAUUCAAUAAUAACGACAGCGCGACUCGAAUGUCUAGCUUGGCUGUUGUUAUUUUCAAGGAAGCUGUGCAUGGCUAUGAUGUCAUAAACGUGAGCCAUUGCAUCACAGGUUUACCGUUUUCAGUGUUUUUGUACUUUAGAUGAAAGCGGGACUAGCAGAGCGUUUACAACAUUUCCACUCUGGAGGGGGUUUUCACUUUGUUACGUUUUCAUCUCCUGAAAACGCAGUUGCCGUCUAAACAGACCCCCCUAAACGAAACUAAAUUUUUCCGUUUUCUAUGGCGACCGUUUCCGUCUAAAAGUGGCCUCAGUCUCACACCACACUCCACACUUGACAUUUCUCACGCUAAUAUUUUCCCGUUCAACACUCUGUAAUUAUAUUUUUCAUGAUAAGAAACUUGGCCUGUCGUAGCUUUGCUAACUUUGAUUAACUGACUGAGAUAACCAAUCCAUCAGUCCUUUGUGCCUAAAUCUAAUCUUCACCAUGCAAUAUAAACCAAUCAGAAGCAACGUAAGGCGCACAACAGCGCCGACAUUUAAAACCCACUUUCUAAUUUCUGGUUAUUUGACACUAGCAUUAGGAGGCCACAGUGCAGGGAAAGCAGCUGGCAUGGGGGUGAGGACAUCAGUCUUAAGGUAUAAACUGACGUUAAAAAAGGUUAAAAAAAAAAAUUUCAAACACAUCAUAACGCUAAAGUCUAACUCUUGUCAUUUUCUGUAACUUGGCAGCCCUUCAUUCCAGUGAAUCCACCUAUCAACUUUUCAGUGGCAAAAAGAGAAAAAAACAUGUAGCAGGAACUACCUGACAGGAAACAAAUAAACAAUGUAAUUUUUUGACGACUGCUUUUCUGAUAGGGAUAAUUAAAUUGUUUGCUAAUCUUGUUAAAAGUAAAGUGUAUUUUACCCUCAGGGGGUGGCAGUCAGCUCAGACCCUGUUUUCAGAAACUGGCUGAUAAACCAAUACAGAGGCUGGCUGGACUAUUAACUUCUGUAAUGGGGUCGUUUUUCUCACAUUACUUAGCUAAUUAUGGGACAAUUCAACUCCGACACCAAUGUCAGUGUAAGUGUAUGCUAUAUUUAGAAUAAAUUUAACAUUUAAAUUCUCUGUAAAAACCUGUUUUAGUGUUUUGUUUAUCUCUAUGCUUCUUCAUCAAUGUGUGUGUACAUUGUGUAAAAGGUCUGUGCACAUUUCUCUGCACAGCUCCAGUAGGUAUUUUUAAAUGUCUUUCCCUUGGGGUAUAUAAUGACUCGCACCCAACUGGAUUAAAAAGUAUGCGUAUUAUAAUCAAUAUAAUCAACCACAUCAGCUCUCUGACCCCAUGAGCCCCUGCCAGAGUGUGCAUCCAUGUGCAUCCUGCGAAUGUGUAAGCAGUGCCAGGUAAGCACUCGCAGUGCCAUUUGAAACAACAACACAUGUCAUACUCAGCAGAAGGAGAAGACACCCCUCGGGCCAAUUAGUAACAAGAUGCAUCAUCUCUCCAAUUUUCAUCAACACUGAACCCGUGGUGCAGCAGUUAGGGCCAUUCAGAAUGUGAAAUUCUGACCUUUUAAUUACAGCAUUCCCAUUGGGCCAAUCAGGGUUUCUUUGUUAAAUGCCAGAACACACAGAUCCAAAGUGCGUCAUUAUUCUAAAUGGGACAGAGAGGGAGCAUUACAACCUGAGCUGUCAUGUUUGAGAUUUAACAAAGUAUAAUAGAAAGCUAGUUUGUAGCCUCAAGCGGUUGACCAAAAAUAUUUUUGUUUUCAUCUUGACAUUAUUUUUCUUUUGGUUCGUUAAGCACCAUAAUUUCAUUAAAAGGCAAAAAAUAAAAAAAUCUGUUCGAAUAACUGUCAGGAUGAGAGAAAUUAAUGCAGCAGCUGAGCAAAGGGGAUCCUCUUAUUUGGUUUUGUCUCGCAGGAUUAUGGUCUCCUAAAUUCCUGAACAAUCUAAAAAUGAUGUGUUUACUGCUUCUUAUUGAAUAAAGCACAUUUGGUGCUGUAAUGGUGCUUAAAUUGUCAUUUUUGUGUCCUUGUGCAGGUGUGGGACUUUAAAGGUCGAUGCCUCCACAGAAUGAAUGCGGGCCUGGGACGGGCUGUUAGGAUCUCUCAGAUUCUGCUGCUUCAAAGAAGUAUAUUGGUGAUGGGCUGGGAAAGGUACAGAAGAUUUCAUGUUAUCUUAAACGAGAUAGUUUUAUUUUUUGCUGCUUACAACACCUGUUGUUGCUUUUUCAAAUUUGAUUAAGAAAAAAAGCCAAAUGAUUGUUCCUUAAAGGGAUAUUCCGGCAUAAAACUAAGUUAGGGUCAAACAAACACCAACACUGAGUUAGACACCCCCUUGAGAUGAAUGUUGCCGACUGCUUGCUUCUCUAGUUAUACUAACGACUGCACGAUAGCAAUACACAGCAGUUUGAGGAGCCAUAAACAAACCUCAACCAAAACGCCACUCUAUAGCCACAAAUAAUGCUCAGAACAGCACAUAACUUCAUCAACAGUACAUAUAGGGUCCCAGCCAUAACACUAGCCACCAAACAUCUUUUUAACUUUGCCUGGUUUCUUUAGCAAAGAGACUAAACACAACUCGCCUACUCUCCUCUAGCAGCCACUUGUCUGUAGUGAGACCUCGACCAGUCCACUGCAGCAAGGUGACACAGCUGAAGGAAGAACAUUUAUGAUCAUUUCUUCAUGGAAAUGCAAUCAGACCAAUCAGUGCAAAAUGAUUAAUGUGGUGAUUAUUACUUCAAGGAAAUGAUAAAGUAAAGAUCAUAAAUGUUCUUCCUUGAGUUGCGUCACCCCCGUCUUGCUACAGACAAGCGACUGCUGGAAGAGAGUAGGUGAGUUGUGUUUAGUCUCUUUGCUAAAGAAAUUAGGUAGAGUUAAAAAGAUGUUUGGUGGCUAGUGCUAUGGCUAGGACCCUAUAUGUACUGUUGAUGAAGUUAGGUGCUGUUCUGAGCAUUAUUUGUACUAAGGAGUGGCGUUUUUUUUGAGGUUUGUUUAUGGCUGCUCAGACCGCUGUGUAUUGCUAUCAUGUGGUUGUUACUGAAGUUGAUAUAACCAGAGAAGCAAGCGGUCGGCAACAUUCAUCUCUCGAGGGGCUGUCUAACUUGGUGUUACGGUGUGUUUGACCCUUAAUUAGUUUUACGCUGUAAUAUCCCUUUCAGUGAGCUACGUUAUACCUAUCUGGGAAUGCUGUUAUAAGAUAUGGAGGCCAAAAUCCAGUCUUGUUAAAAAACUUAAAUUUAACACUGUAAUAUCCCUUUAAAACUAAAGACCUACACGACCAUCAGGCGUUGUAACUCAGGUCUAUCCUUAAAAGUUGGUGUAUUUUGCACAUUGUGUAUGAAAACUGCACCUGUUUAAGAGUCAGAGUGAGUAUGUGAGAAAAACUGAGCUUGAGGGUUUGAUUGUGAGAGUGUGUGUGUGUGUGUGUGUGUGUGUGUGUGUGUGCGCGCGCGCGCGCUCUAUCUGCCCUCUCAUGCUCCUUCUGCCAGCCAACAAUUCAGGGCCAACCAGACAUCUGGACUCUAACGAGUAUCACGAGCGCGUGUGUGGGCAUAUAUGUGCAUGUGUGUAUGUGCGUGCGUGCGUGAUCCUUUGUAUUUCCACAUCACAUCUGCUCUUCAUCUUCAUCAUCAUCAUUUCACACCCAGUGAGCUGAACUCAGCAGUGUGCAUCAUCAACUUAUAUGAGUCUCUCUCUCUCUCUCUCUCUCUUUAUCGCUGCCUGUCUGUCUCCCUCUUUCUCACACACACAGGUUAUUUCACUUUUUCUUGCUCUCUGGGGUGCCACAGUGGUGAAGAGAACAUAGACAACAGAUCAGGAGCGGUAAAAGAAAAUACCGCCAUUAUUGCUUCCGUUGCUCACAUUAUUUGCCGUUUCUUCACAUCCACCUAGACCACAGCUUCAUCUAUAUUUUGCUCUCACAAGGGAUCCAACUCUAAGUCCUUUCGCCACUGCGGCUCAUAAAGACUCACGCAGUUACCGAUAUCAACAUCCCACUGAAAGACUAUUCCUCAGCUUGAAACCACAGUGCGUCAUGUACCCAUUUCAUGUACAAUACCUGUGCAACAAUGAAAGCAAGGAAAUAGAAGUCACUGCAGGUGGGAUUAAAACCCCUGGGAGACGACGAAUAUACAUGAUGUCUGUUGUGGCCCUUCCAUGUGAAAGAUAAGGGUCUAUGUCAUUAAACACAGUAUAAAAAUUCAGCCUGUCGUCGUGUCAAUGUUUAUAACUAACACCAUUUUUCCAGAUUUAAACUGCAGCAACUUUUUUAACCUUACUCAUUAUACCACUACUACUAAUAUUUAUAGCACUGCAACAACUUCUGAGGACUGCACCUUAUCUUAAUUAUUUUAAAAGCAAACUCAAAAAAACCCUUUUUAGUCUUGCUUUUAACUAAAUUUUAUAUCAUUAACUUUGUUGAAGUGUUUUAGCAUCCAUCGCUUCUGGUUUUAAUGACAGGAUCAUCUUUUAUUGAGCUAUUUUGGUGCUCUUAUUUUUUCCUCAGGUCCUGCCUACCCCACCUUAGGGGCUGCAACUUCCAACUAUCAAUCAAUAAAUAAUAUAAUAAUGACGCAUGUACGAAAAUAAUCUUAUUUAGCCAUCAGCUUUAAGCUAGAGUUACUUUUUAAAGCUCAACACAUGCCGUUACAAACCUUAAUUCGAGUCAUAUUCUGUUGGCUUGAAACUCGAAACGAUCGCUGAUUCAAUUCCUGAUGCCAUAAUGCCACCACAAUGUUACUAUAAUCUUUUCAAUUCUGGUAAAACCACUCCUAUAACAAUAAUCGUGAUGCUUCUACUACCACUACUUCAACAAUGUGCAAGUGCUAACCUAACAACUUUGAUUAUUUCAACUGUUUUUUCUACAGCAGUUAUUUUUAUGGCUGCAACAAUUCAGGUGUGUGCUUACAAUGCAAUUGUUAGUUUGGACAUCACACUAACUGUGACUCCUAUUGUCAUUACCACUACUGCAACACAAUCACAACUGCUUCUUAUAACUGUGGAUGUGGCAGAAUUUGUAUGAUUUAAGGCAGAUGGUCCCUGGAGUUUGUAUGUAACAAACCUUUACACUCCCAUCCUUCCUCACCACAUUUUCUGUGUCUGUGUUUUCUCUCUGUCUCUGCAGGAUGUUAACAGUCUUCCGUCUGCAUUCCUUCUCGCAGUCUUUUGUUGAACCGUCAGAGUGGAAAGGCGGUGUUCAGCAUCGCAGUAGUGUUAUCUGUGCUGCAUUCCAGCCUCCUCACACUCUGGUCACAGGUGAGUGUGGUGUGUGAUAUGUGUGUUUGUAAUAUGUGUGUGACAUGAACAAGAGGCUGGUUUUUGGGAGAAAAAUGAAGAGGAGGCAGUAGGUAAUAAUAAUUAUAACUUUAUUUAUAUAGCACUCUUAAAAUCAAAGAGUUUACAUGCAGGAAAACAAAGAAGAUAAAAACAACAGAUCAACAACAAGAGAACACUUGGGGGGGGGAAAGAGCCUUGACAAGACUAAAAUUCUGAAUACAUGUCCUAAUGUGACAUUAUUGGCAAUAAAUAAAUAAAAUACAAUAAUAAUCAGUUAAAAACAUAAAAGCUUUGAUGAGUGUCACAUGAGUUGAGACGUCAUUAAAACCAAGACAUUAAAAAAAAGACAUAAGAACUUGUGAUACCCGGCCGACACAGGAACCCAACCCCAAAAACCUGAGACCAAAGGGAACUAUUAUAAAACAUGAAUAAGAAGAGUAAAAGGUUUUAAAGAAGACAAAAUCACAUAAAAGCAAGUCUAUAAAAAUGAGUUUUCAGACAUUAUUUAAAGCAGUGACUGUUUCUGCACCAUAUUCAGUAAUACAGUUUAUCAAAUGAAAAAAAAAACUCUUCUUACAGAUGUUAAACCAUUCAUAGUGGUGCAUAUGCUGUUUUUAUUCCUCUGUAUUUUUACAUGGAUAACACUUUUCACUCUUAAAUUAAGAAUGGGAGAAAACGGAGAGAGAAAAAAAGAAAAAGGCUAGAAACUUCAAAACAUCUGGAAGCAGGAACCUGCUCAUUAAAAUAAGUGUUGCUGUUAUAAAUAGACUCAAGCUCCUUGGAUCUUUCUCUGCUGGAUCUGGAUACGUUUUUUUUAUUUUUAUUUUUUAACAUUUGUCUGUUUAUAUAAUAGUAUCAAUUCAUCAUAAAUAGAGAGUAGAUUGACAAUAAUCUAAGUAUAAAGAGGUAUAAGGGAAUUGAAAAGGAUCCAAUAGACACUUGUGGUGCAUUAUAGCAAGGUCUGUUGCUCAUGCUUGGGGUAAGUACAGUACCUAACAUGGUUUCAGCAACAUCCUGUUUCAUUCUUCAUGUAAAAAACAGCUUUCCUACUCCCCUUUCUGGGCUUUCACCAUAGGAUGAUACCUCUAGGUUUACGCCCAUUAAAUGGCAAUUUACAUGCUAAUUCAAUUCAUGGUAACACUUUACUUGAAGCCUAUCUCUAUAACGCAUUAUAAAUAUAUAUAUAAUUCAUCAUAAUCACGUUACAGCACUGUAUAACUGUAGUUAUAAACACUCAUGAUUAUCACUAUGAAGCAUUAUGAUCAUUUAUAACACAUUUUAAAGCAUUUUAUCAUGACUUACAAGGUCAGGUAUUACAAUGUGUUAUAACUGUAAAGAACUCACUGACAAUGCCCACAUGGAUAAUGCAGUGCAACUGUUGCUAACAGUGAUAACACAUUAAAAUACCUGACCUUGUAAGUCAUGAUAAAAUGUUUUAUAAUGUGUUAUGAUUUUUGCUUUAAAGCAUUAUGAUCAUUUAUGAGUGUUUAUAACUAUACUUAUACAGUGCUAUAACGUGAUUUUAACACAUUAUAAAUAUAUUUAUAAUACGUUAUAGAGAGAGGUGUCAAAUAAAGUGUUACCAAGCUGUUCAGAUGCAGUAAUACUCUCAGGAGGAGGAGGUGAGUUCUCUCCCCAAUCGCUGUACUUUAGAUUUCACACCUUGUGAAUUUGUGUGAACUUCUGAACCCCUCUCGAACACGUAUGCCUUAUUUUGACGUUUUUAUUGUUUUAUAAUCUUGUUGAAUUAAACCUGUAGCACUUGAUCCCGCUGAAUGAAAAAUAACCAAAGAAGCAAUAAACUAGUCUGUCAUAUAAAAGCAAACUCAAACGAUGCAGUAUGACCUGGUUGGUUCAGGUUCAUAGUUUGUGAAGACGGCAUACUUUAAAAACCAGCAGGACGCCUCAGUACUCAUCACAUUCUUGGAUUUUUCUGCCUAGGGGAUUGAAUGAGCAAUCUUCCAGACACUGGUCCACUUCGUUAACCAUCAAACUACAAACACUGUGCACCCAAUCUUCCCCAUGCAGCAUGAGCCUCACUUGGAGAAGUUCUGUUUUGUUCAUGUAUUGAAAGUCCAGCUGCAGUUUUUCCAGUUAGUGCGGGCAGAGUGCAGGCACAAACUCACCCUCUCUUGCCUUCUGAGGUAUCGAGUCUACAGAUAAGUAUAGAGAGCGAUAAAGUGAGGGAUUGAGGUGGAAAGGUAGACAAGUGUGGGUGUUCUUGAAGCUGCGGUUUGGAAGAAAAUGAAUAGCUGGACCUGGAACAAAAGCACGAUUCAGGAGCUACUCUGUGAACUUGGAAACUUCUUCAAAGUUUGGCUCCUCAAUUUCUUUGUCAGUGUGUUCUUCUCCUCUCUGCCUGCUUCCUUUUUCUUUUUUUUUUCCAGACUCUAACUGACACUCCCUGUUUACUUCUGUUUUUUCCCCCCUCAUUCUCCAAGUAAGCCUGCUGCAUUUCUUCCUCUGCAAUACAGGCACACACACACAUACACACACAGAGAGAGCACCACGCUGCUCCCUCCACCUCCAAUUUAAUCCUAAUGCCCAAUUUAAAUUAUGUUUAUUAGACCUCUCUCAGUGGGAGUCAGAGGAAAUGAGACGUAGGGCUUUCUGUCUUUUAACUGUGUGUGUGGGUGUCUCUCUCUCUCUCUGCCUGUGAGUGUGUGUAAUAAGACUGCAGUGGUGGUGGUGGGGGGGGUUUAUUCAAAAAGAGGGAAGAAAAUAAUGUAUAAUGCUGUGUUUAUGUGCGUGUCUUUAAACGUGGCAGAAUGAUUGUAUUUUUAGGCCAAACUCUCUCACUGAAUCCCUUUUAUUGAUGAUGCAAGAAACUGACAAAAUAAGAGCUCUGACUGAAUCUUCUCCAGCUUGCCAAGUGUUUUUUUUCCCCUUCCCCAUAUGUCACUCAACAUGAUCAUUUACAAUACUGAUGCCAGAUGCCAGUGAUUUACAUUCGAUAGUGCGUUUUGUGGUGAGCGUAAAUGUGUCACUCUGCCAAAUGGUUUCCUAAGGAAGAAUGUUCUCUUCUUUUGGAUACUAGCUGUGACCUCUCCAAUUCUCAAUGUGGUUUUAUUUCAUAAAGGCACAGGUAUAUGCAAAAAUGACUCCAUAAAAUGAUGUUAUUCAUUCAUAAAUUCCUCCUACGCUUUAAUAUCCUGUGCUUGUUCCUUCUGUCUUCCCUUCGGGCAAAAGUGAAAAACAGAUGAAUCACAUUUCUGCGCUUGCACACUUCUCUCACAUACUGAUGCAAAAGGUAGAUUUAAACUAUUAACUUGUUAUUUUGGGGAAUAUUUUAACUUAUUAUUUCCUCCUCAAAUCCGCUGAGCACAAACGUGGCGUCUGAAAGCAGUGACACAUUCGAUUCAGUCGCCAGUAAAUUUCUUCAUGGUCCCACUGAGUAAUGCUUAUUCACAUCAAAGCAAGCAUGUUGCCAAGUUAUAUUCAAGUGCUGCCAAGAGAGAGCUGCGGUGGCAUCACGGCCACCAGUGACAAAAGUCAAUUUAAAAGUUCAGUUGGAUGCAGACAUGCCCAGAACUAUUAGUGUGUGUGUUUUUGUUUGUGUGUGCUUGCACCUGUUAGUUUGUGUCUCAAGUCAAAUCAAGUUGAAGCAGGAACAUUUGGCUGAUGUGACUGUGAAGCCUCCUCAUCCAUAUUCAGAAUGUUUCCUCGGGUUCUGCUUCGCUUCUCGCGCACAGACGCUGUCAAACUCGCAAACGCGCGCACACAUACGCAGCAGGGUACAUGUACACAGGGGGGCCUGUGUACCUCCCUCUUGCCUUGGAUCCCUUAAUCCUCCACGGCUGAACACCUUCCAAGUGAGAAAGGACCAACUCAUCUGAACUUUGAUGGAUGGCCAAAACGUCUUAGAAAUGCAAAUGCAAGCGCGGAAAUCAGAAUAUGAAGCAAAGCUAUGACAUUUUUUUUCUCCAAGCUGAAGAUGCUGUGAUUUGUACGGGCUGUAAAUUUCAGAUUCUUUGUCAACAAGUAUGUUAGUUGAAAAAAGGAAAACUUUAGGGCCCCGCCGGUAUAGAUUGGUGUUUAAAUUGCACUCCCCAUGUACAGAAAUACAUCCCUGGUUUAGUGGACUGUGAUAUCGAUCACACAUUUCAGUCAAUGAUUUAUGAAGAUCAUUAGAGCAUUAGAGAGCAUUAGUGCUUUACCAUUAAGACACACCAACUGUAACAUUGGCCAGUACAGUGUGCUGUUCGGUAUGUUAUACAUAUUUUGAUCCCAUGUUAGUGAUUUUUAUUAAAUAAGUCUUAGACUCAAAUCGUAUUCUUGCAGAAAAAUACUGUAAUAAUUUCAGAAGAUUUGAUACAAUGUCUCAUCUUGAUAAAACCUGUAAUUUACACCAGAAAUGUGUUUGUUUUUGUGGCUCCAAAGGCACUUUAUAAAGUCCUAGCAUGAUGUCACUUGAGUCACUGAUGAAUCAAUCAAUCAAUCAAUCAAUCAAUCAAUCAAUCAAUCAACUUUAUUUCUAUAGCACAUUUAAAAGAACCACAAGGGUAGCCAAAGUGCUGUACAAUGACACAUAAAAACAAAUAAAACAAUCAAAGAACAAGAUAAAGCGAGCAGAAAUACAUUAAUGCAAAAGAAUAAAGCGUAUAAAUAAGGAGGCUUACAGCAAGUGCUAAGAUGAUAAAAAACAAAUUAACACUACAAUGUACUAAAAGCCAAUGAGUAAAAGUGCUUGAACGAAUGUGGCUAUAAGUAAAAGAAAAGGACUUCCCCUGAUUUUACAUUGUGUAACAUGGUGCACCUGAACUUUGACGACAACAGUUGGUAGGUGGUAGUUUUCAGGUCAUAUUGUGCUUAGAGCAGCUGUGGCUCAGUGGUAAGUAAGAUGUCUCUUAAAGGUUGGGUUGGUAAUCACGGCAAACUAGCAUGAAUUUGAAUGUAGCAUCUCCACAGGACUUCGUCUAGCCUGGAUCCAUGUGUAACAUUGAGCAUAAAUGAGCCUUCAGUGUGGAAGAGAAAAAAGGUUAAUAAAAGAGAUUUUGAUCCAGCUUUGUUCAAAAUCUCAGCAUUGUAUAUAGAAAACAUAUACCUCCACUUUUACCCAACUGUGUCUCCCUUCUCUUACACUCACACACAUGCAGCAUGAUAAAAGUUGCCUGAAUCACAAAAGCUGGCCCUGGGCUGCAUGAAUAAUGCAAGUAACCUGCACUCCCAUAAACUUUAUACCUCCUAUUGCUCAGACAUACACGCCCCCCAUGGCAAACACACUCCUCACAUUUCUCAUUAACUCCUGCCGUUCAGCUGUCCCACCACCUGAUGAGAUUUUUGCCUUAUAGGAUAAAAAAUCCGACUCACACAAACAUGCACAUUCACAGUCAUAUAUAUAAUGAAGAUCAUUGGGAAAGCACUUUCACUCGAGGUCAGUGUUGAGGUUUAAGUGCGGAACAGAUGGCAGCUGGGGACAGAUGUUGACUUUAAUCACUUUUAGAGUGGUUUUAGUGGCUGCCUUGCAUGAUUCAGCAGUACAAGGAAAGUAAAUUGGCUUUUUUGACAGAAAGUACGAGUUUGUUCUUUAAAUAUGACAUUUGCUUUCUGUUCGUCAGGACUUCGUUUAUAUGAAGUCCUGUUUGUUUUAUGGUGUUCUUGUCAAAAAGCAAUGUAUAGUUUUGCAAAUUCAUAAGUGCUUACACUUCUGAUAUGUGCAGGAAGUUAUGAUGGAGAAGUCAUAAUGUGGAACAGCAGCACUGAAAUGGUCUUGGGGAAACUACAUCCACACAAGGAAGGCAAGACGUAGUUAAAGCUCUCUAUUUCACACAUAAAUAUGGAGAAGAAGAGAAAAUUUUAAUGUACAGUACUUCAUUGAUGAGACUUUGAAUAAUAUGUUCCUGUCUGAACUUGUUUCAUUCAGUUUUCCUAUGUCUUUGAUACUGAUACUUUCUCAUCACACAGAUUCUCAUCUUAGUGCGAGAAGCAAAGAAGACCCUGAUGACUCUAUUGCCGUCACUCAACUGAUCUUUAUACCAGGGCGCACGUCUGCAGCAGCUACAGGUGACAUUGAAACUAAGCUGCUUUAUAAUCUUAGCCAAACUUUGGUUGGAAAUAAUAUGUCAAAAUAACUUUUGUAAGUUAUAACACACAUAGUCAGGUUGAGAAAUUCUUGGCAGCAUCACCACAAUGUUUUAUUAUUAUAAAGCAAUAUUUUAAUGCAGAAUGAACUCUCUGACAUCAUCACACCGCAGAAAGUUAUUGCCCUUUUUUUUUUUCAAGCGAUAAAAACUCUCCCCCUCUGCCUGUUUACAUCCUGUAAUUCUUACAUGAGAGUGUGUGAUUUGAAUAGUUACAGCUGAUGCAAACAGAGUGCACUUGAGGUGGCCCGAAGAGUUGAAAGCCUUCUUGAAUAUUAAAUACUCUGCAAGUACAGCUCUGGUUUUAAUCUUGACAUACAAAGUUGAAAAUAGACAAAUGCACUCUUCUGCAUUUUUCUGUGUGUGUUUUGUUUCUUUGAAGCUUCGGGUAGAUUACUGUCCGGUAUACAUUUGUGAUUGUUUGAUGUCAUAAGUUAAGUUCGAGUUUUCAAUACUUAACUAUCUUUAUACUUUGAAACUUCUCUCUUUAAGGUGACCAGACGUCCUCUUUUUUUUUUUUUUUUAAUCCUUCAAAUGUCCAGGGUUUUGUAUGAAAGUUUUGAGUUUGUGUAGCGUGGACCAACUGAGUUAGAAGCGUGUAAAAAACACUCAAUCCAACCCUAAAAACCCUCAAAAUUUUGCACCCGACUCCGCCCCUCGUAGUAGUAUCCUCUUUUUGGGGAUUCAAAAUAUGGUCACCCUACUUUCUACCUUUUUGUCUAAAUUUUAACAACACUGUGAUUUUUUCCCCCCUUUUAUGCUAUGUAUUUAUUCCCCCUGUUAUACUGUGAUAUCUGCAAUUUACUGAAGUUGGCAUAACUAGAGAAGCAAGCAGUCGGCAACAUUCAACUCUCGAGGGGGUGUCUAACUUGGUGUUACUUAAUUUUAUGCCGGAAUAUCCCUUUAAUAAUGUUUUAAAUGGUGCUUUAAAUGCUACAUUUGUUGUUGCUGUGAUUAUUUGCUUCUCAUUUCCAGUAGGUGCUGCAGACUUGGUAUCUUGUGGAGGUUCAGGUCGGGUCAGAUUCUGGAGUACUUCCCACAGCCGUCUGGCGGGACAGUUCACAGCUCACAACAAAGAGCUAGGGUCUAUAAGAAUGACUAUUAGUCCCUGUGGAAAGUUUUUAGUCACCGCUGACUCAGAGGGGACACUCAAGACUUGGGACAUAGAGGUAGGUCGUUAUUGCACUAAUGUAAACGAUGAAACAUUAGUUGUAGCUGUGCCGAUUUACAGUGAAACCACAUGUCUCGAUGACAUUUGCUUUUUCUGUUGAAAGAACAAGACAAAGAGACAGAGGGAGGGACAGAGAUCAAGACACAGGCUGUCACAGAUAUUGAAGAGAGAAUGAACCUUGAUAUCUCCGUUAGAUGAAGCAUGAUGUUCACUCUGAAAAUGACAGCUCUGUCUGUCAUUCUGAAGCCCCGGUAGCUCGCUAGAGUACAACCAGACCAGCCCCUUAUUAAGAAAAAUCCUGGCUGGUACAAGCAGCAGGAGGUAGUGCUCCCAUUCUUUUUAAUUUUAUUUUAAAUUUAACAGGCUCCUCAAAUGAACGGAUCAAGCAUCAACUGCAAUUUGCAUCCUCGUUUAAGAGAAACGCACCCGGAAAAAUGCAUGCAAAAGCACUGUGACUGUGAUUCAAAGUGACAUGUUUUUGGCAGUUGGAGAGGAUGAAAAUGAUGAAAGACCCAAGUAGAAUUUUCUGCCAAAUUAGCUGAUUACAGAGUCACCUCACUCCUACAUACAAAACAUGUUUGCAAGCUAAAGAGUUUCUGGCUCCUUACAGAAGCCUUUUGACUUUCUGACUCUGAUCAUAAAGACUUAGAUCGCCACAUCAGUGUAAAGCGUAGCUGCAUCACUGUCAUGCUUAUAAUUGCAGUAAAAGAACACCCUCUUGGGUAUUAUUGCCACAGUAUUUACAGCUCAACUCUCUGUCACAGUUUAUAUGAGAGGAUGAAUUUAAAUAAAUGCAUCUCAUUUGGCUUCCAGUUUAAUUUAUGGAGAUUUAUGUAUAUAUGUAGCAGAGUUGAAGAAGUUAGACAAGCUCAGUGCUCGAGUGGAAAUCCUAACCUGCAGCGAGUUUUCAAACACACUUUGAAACCAGUUUGGAUGGCUAACAUGAUUGUGCAGUAAAUAUUGUUGUGCUCACAGACCCAGGAAUUUCCAGUCCACAGUUCAGCAUCAGGUCAGUCCCUAGCAUGACGCAGGAGUUUUUCAAUACUUUUUCAAUACACUGGUUUCUGUCUCUGAAGCCUAUUAUUGUGAUUUUCUUGUAGCCACAGACGUGCUUAGAAUCUUCACAAGCUCCUAGCUUAGCUGAAAAAGCCUCUGGCAAGGAGUUAUUGUCACGUUGAGGAACAAAAAAAGAGCAAGUGCAGAACUAAAAAAUGAUUUAUCAAAUAAAGGGCUAAAUAAGAAACAACAAAAACUUACUUCAAUAGAAAAUGUCCAACUGAGAAAAAGUCAGGAAAAGCAAAAUCAGAGGCAGAAACAAGAUGGCUUCAUCUAGGAAAGUUAUUUUAGCACUUUCCAUGUUGCCUUGCUUAUAUUCGGACAAGGCAAGCGCUAAAAUAACAUUCAUAGAUGUAGACAUCUUGUUUCCGCCUCCGAUUUUGCUUUCUUCCGACUUGGUAACUGAAACGCUGGUAACUCGGGUGUGACGUCAUUCCCAGCUUGGAUUUUUGACUUCCAAGGUAACUAGAACGCAGCAUUAGUAUCAGCUGAUACCCACGGCACAAGUAUCGGAAUCAGUAUCGGGAUAGAAAAUUUGGUAUCGGAACAUCUCUAGUUGAAUCCAAAGAAGCAAAAGGCUCAAGGGAAAAACUGUGAGGAGCUCAAACACACACAUUGACUUUGACUGACAGAGACAUACAGUGAACUAACAAAGAAAGAGGGAAAGAGGGGGACUGUAUACACUCUGGGAAAUGAGCAACAGGUGAGACAGACAAGAUACAGGUGAGACUCAUGGGUGUUUUACAGAGGAGGAAAAUCCGGGGAAGUUAAACCAGACUAGGACCCUGUUUAUACGUACCUGGUUAUUUUUAAAAAGGAAGACAUGAACCAUCAUUUGCACCCUUCAUUUAGAUGCAAACUGGGAAUCUGAUUGGUUUAACAUGGACUUGGGCUUCUCGCUACACUGCUACCCACAUGUUUCAUAUGCUCUUGACGACAUAUAUACACGGGUUAGUGUUAGCAAAAACUUUUCUUAAAACGUAGUGGUGUGCAUGCAGUUUUUUUUUUUGUGUUUUUUUUUUUGUAAACAGAGAGGGUUAAAUGUCCGUUUAUGAAAAUAGCCGGGCACGUGUAAACGUAGUCUGAAAACACAAGGAUUGACUUCUACAAAAUACAACAGGAAACUCUGAAAACUGAAGAAGUCAAACUUUAAAAAACAUGAACAGGAACAUAAUGAUUGACACAGGGGAAUAGGAACAUUAGGGAGCAGAAACACGAAGAAACAAAUACACAGAAAAUACAACUAAAUAACAAAACCAUGGAAAAACUAGAAGAAUCAACCAUGAAACAGUGAUAUAGACAUAAACUUAGAGCAACUCUGAGCAAUGAAUGGACAGAAACUGUUGCCCUAAAUUCCGACCCAGACUAGUGUUCUUCUCAAACCCAAUGACAACACUUAAGUUCUUUGUACUGCAUCAAUUUCUGUUGGACAAUGCCAUUGUUCAGGACUGGAAUGACCAUUAAGAAGAACAUUUCCCCACUGCGGUCCCAAGUUAGACUUAAACAUUGGCAGUUCGUCCUUGGAACAGUUGAAGUUUAUAUUACAACAAUCCCGGUUAAACUUUUGUUUAAGUUAAAGCCGUUAAAGUCUUUCCUGCAGGACAAAUAAAAAUACUAAUGAAAAAGCACAAAUCUGUUCCUGUUUCUCAGUGGGUGUGGUUUUCUGUGGACACUUUAUUUAUGGGGAGAGACAAUGUUGUUACUUUCAUUUGUUACCCAAAACUGUGAAUUGUGUCUAUAGCGUGAAAGGCUUAUAGUACAUUUUAGCCCAAACAGCUAAAUAAUCUAUUAUCUUCUCUUCUAUUCUUCAGAGUUAUUGUCGUGUACCAGAUGACACGACAACCAAAGAACCUCCAAAACUAUUGAGUAAUGUCCAGCUACACCAUGACCGCGUGACUCACCUUGAACUCUGUAUCCAUGGAGACAAACUCCUCCUUCUCUCAUCAUCAUCCUGCUGCAGUGUGGCUUUAAGCAACCUGCAAGGAGACGCUAUUGGUCUGUUUGGACAGGUACAUUGACACAUUAAAGUCUUUUAAGUAGACAUUACAAAAUACAACCUGCAGGUUUGAAAUGAUAAAAACUAUUGUUCAGGACCAUGCUGUUAGUAUAACCGCCUUCAGAUCACUGUGGUUCAAAUGUAAAGAAGUUCAGACAGGCUCUGAUAGAGCCGAACCUCCUGCUCUACAGUGUGUUGGUGGGUGGUAGUAUUCUGUUGGCAAAAUCAAUGUGAAACCCAGCAUCAAGCCACAGUUUGGGGUGCAUUUGUGUGUUUUUAUUUGUGUCAAAAUAGGUCCAUAUUAAGUUAGCCUGGGGUGUUGUUUAGUGAGAGCUGCCUCAUUUCAAAUUUGCCUGAGGCACACAGACACACAAGAAGAGCGACACUUAUACACAACCGCAAAGUUAAACAUGCAUGUGCACAUACACUAUAUGGAAUGUAGGAAAUGCCGUUAUUCUUUAAUGUCAUUGCAAGUUAUCAUGUGUUACAACACAGACACACAUCUGUGCCAAAGAAAAAGAGAGCUGUCUGUUUGAAUCUCACUUGUUAUCAUAAAUGAUUUAAGAGCAAUUAUGCCACAUUUCUAUUUCAUUAGAUACUGUUUGAUUCAUACAUUGUCUGUUGAAUGUUUGUUAGAGGUGAAUUAUGCAGAUAAAAGAUGACAUCUAUAUUCAGCGUAUUAGCAUAUCAAAGUAAACACUUAAUUAUGGAUAUAUUUUUGUGCAAAGAGAAAACACAGAGAUGGCUGCAGAUAUUCAGCUUCCCUCAUGCACAGUUUCAUGAUGAUACCUCAGACUGCUUGUUUUGUGUCCUUAUAACCCACAAGAUCCCUUUGAUCCAAAUCUUGCGGCUGAUCUGUAAUAUUACAUACUCACCCUGAUCCUAAACACUCUUGCUUUACUGCUCAUCUGUAGGAGGAGCCCUGGUGCUUGAACCCCGCUCAACCUUUGCGCCCACAGCAUGCACCAAAGAGAGACAGGAGAGACCCCAAAAAUGUAGGUGACACUGGACAGGGGGAAAAGAGGUCACUUCCAGCCUCCAGUGACACUCCCGUAGACCCAUCAUGUAGCACCUCUGCAGGGGGUGGAGAGGAGAUGUGGGAAAGGAUUGCAUGAUAGAAGCCAGUUUGUUCGGAGGAAAGCACGCACUGUGUUUUUCAAUUGCCUUUGGAAUUUGAAAUUUGCUUAUUUUGAGGAGGAUUUCUGAGAAAAAAUAACAAAAUCUAAUCUUUUGUUGUCAAAGUGUUUGGCAAAGUUUAUUGAAUAUUUCAAAAAGAGAACAAGGCUGUUGUCUGUCUCGUUAGAAAAACCGCUCUAACAUUUUAUUUGUAUGCCUCAGGAAUGUUUGACAGAACAGAAAAAGAUAAGGUUUAACUUCAUUUUUUAGGGGAGAAGCAUUUGUACAGUGUAAAAGCCGUUGUUCAUUUGACAUUAGAAGUUGGUUUGUAGCAACCAAAGUUCUCCAAGUGGGUCUGAUAGAGCAGAUUCAGGCUGUUUCAAAGAGCUGGCACCACAAAUUCGACCCACUGAGCAUUUUUUGGUCUAAAAGAGGUCUAGUAGAGGUCUAAAUGUAGCCUAGAUGACUGGUCUAAAAUCAGGCUACCACAGGUCUAAAAAAGAACGGUUUUUAAAUGUCUAAAUUUCGACCAAGUUUAGGCUAAAUCUAAAUCUGGGCUAUAUCUAUACUACACUACAUAUUGCUCAAUGGCUAUCAUAAUUAUUUUGGUUAAGUACUUGGAGAUCAGUUAUGCAACUCACAGUUGCUUUUUGAAAUAAACAGUUAUCGAAUAAUGGGCUAAAAUGAAACGUCUAAAUUCCAUUUAAAAAUAUGCACAAUCUAGAUGGUUUAAAUUAGGUCUAAAAAAAAAAAAAACUUGCCGUCCAAUAGCCGUCUUUUGCUUAAUGGGAGAGGUUCAGAUUUUUCUGGUAUUAUUUUAUUUUUAAAAAAUCCUAAUGGAUAUCAUUAACAAAUAUUCAUCUUUAUAUGAAUUUACAUGUGAACUUGUAAAAUUCAAAACCAUUAAACCGUGUCUUUAGGAGCUUUGAGUGGACUGUUCAGUUUAUUUCAAUCACUCACCCAGAAUUAGCAGUUUACCAGACAGGAAUUACACUACAAAGCAGACAGGGCUAAUGAUUAUUUAUAACAAGGCAAAAUCAAAUAACAAAAAGGCAUGCGGUGUGGAAAUCAGUAAAUCAGUAGUGAAGGCAGGUGUGCAUAAAUGUGGAUAUGAGAUGCGAGGUGAUGGUUGCAAAACAAAACAAGGACCGUGGCAAAUGGGGAGCAGCAAAAAAGGGACGGAAAAAAGAGGGAGCUUGCUUUUAUGGAUUGGGAGUGCUGGGUCCGGGCGUUUCCAAUACAUGAUGACCCACUGGCAGCAACAUAACUCACAACAGGCGGGGUCAUCUUAAAGGCUGCUUUACUCUGCUAUCAUGCUAAAAGCACAGCCUCUACAUAAAAUAUGCACAAAGAAGAAAUUUGGAAAGAUUUGUAAAUGUUUGAAAAAAAAAAAAGAAGCCAAUCAUUCAGAAUUUCAAUAUCUUAGCCAUAUUUAUUUGGCAUGUAAGAAGAAAGCUCAGUGUGUUAGCAUGCUAGCAUUUGCUCUUAAGCACAAAUUAAACAAUUUUGAUAUCAAAUAAGACUUAGAUGACUUUAACCAUAAAUGUAAAACAAAAUUAAAUUCCUCAUCAGUACAGUAGCUACUCUUUUAAAAACCAGACAAGAAGGCAUCUGGACUUGCACUCACUGGUAAGGCACACUUGAGCUGGGCGCUAGUAGUUACCCCCGGCACACUUACAAGGCGCUGGCAUGAUUGGAAACGGUGGGCUUCAGCAUUGUAUGGUUGCUCAUGUACUUGCACAAGGGUAUAUUGACAGUCAUUUUCAAAAAUAGCGAAAGUUUAGCUUUACAACUCAAUAAGAUUAUGAUGGUUCUCUGUGUUAGUGUCCAUUGUGCUGACUCUGAGGAUACUGAGUGUUAAUGUAAAGCUAUUAGUGUGUUGUUUUAUGACACAUUUACAUAUGUACAACAGUUUUAUGAGUUAAUGGACCUGGAGGGAUGUGAGUGCAGGGCGAAAUGGGAAGGCGGGACAAUCAUGUGUUGGCAUCGUAGAGGGCAGCUUGGCCUUCUGAGUGCACCCUUACACAUACCGUAAAUACUGACAAGUGGAGCUAUAAAACUAUUUAAACUCAAUAAUCAUGUCAAAAAAGUUUUACUGUAGACUAGAAACUGAUGUUUUAAGAUAUGUUUUGAAGUUAAAGUAAAGAUUUAGUCUUUGCGGCAAAAAGAAAGGCGGUUUCAUCACAACUCAUUGGUACUGGUGGGUCUUCUGGCAGCUCUUAUAGCU
Xyrichtys novacula (pearly razorfish) is the source of this 38563-nucleotide messenger RNA. NCBI's taxonomy places the organism in Eukaryota, Metazoa, Chordata, Actinopteri, Labriformes, Labridae. The record is from the annotation of a GenBank genome assembly.